Cotesia congregata is the source of this 1146-nucleotide messenger RNA. NCBI's taxonomy places the organism in Eukaryota, Metazoa, Arthropoda, Insecta, Hymenoptera, Braconidae. The record is from the annotation of a GenBank genome assembly.
AUGAUUAUAAAAACAUCAUGUCCGGAUUUCGAGCCUGAAAAUUUUGAAAUUCUCGAUUUUUAUAACACAAAAACAGUUUUUGUUUGGCAAAAUGAUCAGUUCGUGUAUUUUCCGCUAACAACUCUGACGUCAGCUGCGAAUUUACCGGCGGGAAAUUUAAAAUUAAUAAAAGCGCCAAGUGGAAUUAAAAAAUUAAAAAGCUACAAAGAAAGAGUGUUUUUUAUUUGUGAGCCUCGAGAAAAUUUGGAUUUUAAAAAAAUAUUCUUCAACUGCGAGAUUAAUAAUUGCGUUGGAUUUAUUGAAGAAAAUGAAGACUGUAUUAAUUUAGUAAUUGGAGGGGAUAAAAUCUAUUUUGUUACUUUGAAGGUUAGUACAGGUGGCGUUACUUACCACAGUUACUUAAACAAAGCGUUUAAGGCUCUUAGAAUUGUAGAGGAUAAAGUUUGGGGGUUAAAGGCCGCAGGGGAAAUGGCGGAGGUCGCGCAAGGGUUCAACAAAAUGGCGGACCAAGAUGGCGAUGAGUUUUUUGAAUUAAGAAGCAGUAUGUGCAGCGGAACUUCGGUUAUUGUUGAUAAUAUUUGUGAUUUGUCGAAGGAAUUGAAGGUUAAAAAUGAAAAGUUGCUUAUUGAGCAGGAUAAAUUGAAGAGAAUAAAUAUUUAUGCGCACAAAAGUAAACUAUUGGGGAUAAAGAAGAUAUGGGUUGAAAGAACAAGUAGUUUUAUUUUUUUAAAAGCGACCUUUGAAGGAACUUUACCGAGAGAUUGUUGGAUCCGCGUUGGGGUUAGUUGUAAGGAACAGGAAUUUUUUACCAUGCAACUUGUUGAAGAUGGAAAAAUUGUCGCGGAACUUCCGCUGCCUCUUGACUUCUUUGACAGCACCGCGGAGGUUUGUUUGGAUCUUGUUACUUUGGUUGAAGAAGAUCAACCCUGGUUUGUUGUUAAGGAUUGCGAGAAGAAAGCUACUGCUAAGGAAAAGGAGACUCUUAGGAGUUUGAUGGAGAAGAAGAGGAAUUUGUUGAAUACUAAGCUUGGGGUUCUGAGAACUGGCGAUGGUGAUGAAGAUCCUGUAAAGAAGAAAUGUAGUGUAAACUUUACUUUUUUCGCUUUGCGCAGAACUAGCGCCAGUAGCGGUGACUUUAUAAACUAA